Messenger RNA from Corvus hawaiiensis (hawaiian crow), 2973 nucleotides. RefSeq names its product leucine rich repeat containing 38 (gene LRRC38). Gene Ontology annotation, cellular component: voltage-gated potassium channel complex. The transcript has 2 exons. Gene Ontology annotation, molecular function: voltage-gated potassium channel activity; potassium channel activator activity; transmembrane transporter binding. The record is from RefSeq and is a predicted model, not a curated record. Bases 40 to 1044 code for a protein of 334 amino acids. Lineage: Eukaryota; Metazoa; Chordata; Aves; Passeriformes; Corvidae.
UCCUCCCUCUCCCUCCAGACUGCUGCUAUCGGAUCUGUGAUGAUACGUGAUCUCCUGGAUACAAUCACACACACACACACAAGUACCAGGCACUCCUGCUCAGCUGAGCAAAAUGUCUUUCUCCUAGAAGUGGUGCUCAUCACAGCCUUCAGAUCCUUGACGAUGUUGCCAUGCUUUCCUUCCUGCCUCCUGCCUUUUGCUGGCUUUGCCUGCCUGCUUUUCCUGCCCGGGGGUCAUCUUUGCCCUGCUGUCUGUAGCUGUAUGGACUACCACACCAUAGACUGCCGGGAUCAAGGACUCCCAAGUGUUCCUAAUCCCUUUCCAUUGGAUGUACGGAAACUUCUUAUAGCUGAUAACAACAUUCAGGCGAUACCAGCUGACUUCUUUAUAUUUUAUGGAGAUCUAGUCUAUUUGGACUUCAGGAAUAACUCCCUCACCUCUUUAGAAGAGGGCACUUUUAGCAGUUCUACCAAACUGGUGUAUUUAGACUUAAGCUACAAUAAUUUAACACAGCUAGAUGCUGGGAUAUUCAAAUCAGCAGAGAAACUGAUAAAAUUGAGCCUUGGAAACAAUAACCUGGUGGAUGUGGAUGAGGCUGCUUUUGAGAACCUGGACCAGCUCCAAGUGUUAGAAUUGAAUGACAAUAAUUUACAGAGCCUAAACGUGGCAGCCCUGGAAGCGCUGCCCUCCCUGCGGACCAUCCGCUUGGAGGGCAACCCUUGGGUCUGUGACUGUGACUUUGCCAAUCUUUUCAGCUGGAUACAGGACAAUGCAUCCAAGCUCCAGAAAGGUCUCCAUGAAAUCCAGUGUUCCCUGCCUGUGGAGAACAGAAGGAUCUUUCUGAAUGAGUUAUCUGAGGUCAGCUUUAGUGAAUGCAAAUUCAGUUUGUCAUUGACAGAUCUUUUUAUCAUCAUCUUCUCUGGAGUCGCCGUGUCCAUCGCUGCAAUUCUCUCCAGCUUCUUCCUGGCCACCCUGGUGCACUGCUUCCAAAGGUGUGCUCCCAGCAAGGACGACGAUGAUGAUGAAGACGACAGUGAGGACUGAACUUAGUUGAUAUCCUUAAGUUUUCUUGGUUUAUCAGUUACCAGAUCAUCAGGCAAAGUCUAUGAGGAAAACAAAUAGAGUAAAAGCUUUAAAUGUGACAUAAAGUCACAAUGUGUAAGGAUCCCUUCUAGCCACUGAUGGUCACAGGCAGGAAUGGCAGAUCUGAGACUGUCACCUCUGCUUGCACAUGUACCCUGGUGCAAUCAGACCAGGUUGAUUUCCAUGGUCCUUAAUCAAACACUGCAUUUAAACUUGAAGAUUGAAGGAAAAAGGAGGGAAAAGCCAUAAAAAGCUCCAGUGUUUUAAAAGAUGAGUUUCCAGAUUGUCUUGAUGAGAUGCAGAUUCUUAUAAGUGCUUGAAGCUUGUUCUAAAUACACUUUGAAAAGGACUGGAUGAAUGGAGAUGUUUCAGCUGGAAAAUACAGAAGCAAUUUAAAAUAGUGUCCUUCCUAGAUCUAAGUACUGGGAGAUUUUAUUAAAACUCACAUAAAUUUGUAAGUAGCAAAAUGCAAUUAAAAUGAUUCCUAGAAUUAUAGAAAGCGUGAGAAGAAGGUUGGCAUUUUCCCCCUACAAAAGUUCUCCCAAAGCAUUCAUCCUGCAUUUAAUGACAGCAAUUGCAGGCACCAUUCAGCAAAAAAAAAAAAAAAAAAAAAAUUCUGUAAGUGAAUAUGAUUCUGGGUCUGAGUCAUCCACUGCAGAUGCCUGGCAAGUCUUUAAGUCUUUGGUCAUGGCACAGAUCCUAAAUAUAACAUCCUUUUGCAUUUUUAGAUGCAGAGAAGUAAAGGAUUUCCCUCCCCAUAAUGCUCAGCACCAGUAACUGUUGCAGCAUCCAGUCCAUUUAGCUAUUUUAAAGCACUAAGGGCUAUAUUCUGCUCCUGGUUAUACUGGAAUAACCCGACUGAGAUGAACACCAUGAUCCAAAUUGGCAACUGUAUAAACAAGAGUGAAAUCUGGCCCAACAUAUUUCUGACUGUAUUUUAGAUUUGUCAAAACUUGAGCUCUUCUAUAUGACAGUAGAUAUUUUUGUUAAAAUUUAAAAAGACAUUUAUUACAAGAGAUUUUUGGAAUAGUGCUGGACAGCUUUUUAGGAUAAGUAUAUUUUUAAAAUAUUUGUAAUGGAAAUAUUUUUUUAAAGCUCUGUGUAUUUAAAUUAUUAUCUAGACUAGCUGUGAGGGCUUAAAGUCAUGAACAACACAGUAAUAAGCAAGCUAAGGACUGUAUGCUAUUAUAAAUAGAGCUGAUAAAAAGUAGCAUUUGUUUAACUACUGUAAAUGCUAUUAUUUCUUUUAAAAAGCACUCUUUGGUUAAAAUACUGCCUUGCUCAGUAGGAGGGAAUCACCCUGGGUGAUCAGGGGUGACAGGGUCCAGCAGACACGUUCCAUCAGCACUCCUGGUGAUCCCCACCCAACAGAGAUCAGCUGGAAGACCUCCAGCAAACCACUGUCUGUCCGUGCCUCAGUCCCAGUACCUAUAACGUGACCACCACACCGUUUAUCCCUUUCAAGUGCUUUGGGGUUGCAGGGGGAGGGCUCUGCCCCGGGGCUGUUCCUCAGGAUCAGCCCUGUCCGGCUGUCCCGGGGUGCAGUCGGGCUGGGCUGAGCCCGGGCCAGUCAGGCUGCAGUGGCAGCUCUGGAGUUGCUCCCUUGGCUGACAGGGCUUGCACUGGGUCUGCACCACGCUGAGGUCACAACCAGGAGGAGAGUGUUUAUUUCUGCUCGCUGGACAGCUUAUUCAAUGCACUUAUUGCUUCCAUUGUUAGGAUUAUUACUUCAGAAAACACACUGAGACAGAGUUAAGUAGGACAGUGAGAGGCUGUUGUGUAUCAAUACUGUCUUAUUCUAUUCCGAUUCCUUCAAGAAAAAUGAAAUUACAUGAUUUUCACUGUGUAGUGCCAUGAUUAUAAACAACACAAAUAUAUUUAUUAUUUCAA